AGAUCCUGGCUGCAUGGAAACAAGAUGGGUUUUUACAAUUAAGUUUAGAAGAAGUCACCCCACACAGCAGAAAUCCACCUUAAGAUGAAAUGGCAUCUACCUGGCCCUCUAGCAGCAUAUCAAGGCAUACACUGGGCUGACUCUGGGGCCAUGAUGUUGCCUGAUCCUUCUGUACUGCGAGAGCAAGACUGGGAGAAGAUUUUGCCUUCAAAGAAUGAGGAAGAUAUGCAGACCAUGAAGAAAUUGUCUCACAAUAAAAAGGCAAGAGGUUUGCCUUCUAACUAUACUUCCUGGCCCCAAGAAAAGGAGGGAAGGCCCCAAAUACUGGCACCAGUUACAUUCAGGGAUGUGGCUGUGAUCUUCACACAGGCAGAAUGGAAGACACUGAGCUCGGAGAAAAGGAACCUCUACAAAGAGGUGAUGCUGGAGAAUUACAGGAAUCUGCUCUCAUUGGCAGAACCACAGCCAGAAACCUACGCUUGUCCCUUCUGUCUUCUGGCCUUCUCCUGUCAGCGAUUCCUCAGCCAACAUGAGCUUCACAUCUUCCUGGGCUUAUGUGCAGAAAAUCACUUCCAUCCAGGGAAUUCCAGGCCAGGGCAGCAGCAGCAGGAGCAGCAGUAUUCUGAUCAAAGCUGCUGGAGUAAAAACACAGAUCAAGAGGGAGAAGGCGGCUCCAAACCUUUGUCUGCAAAGACAAAGGAGAGAGAGACCUCAAGGGUGUUCUCCGGCCCACUCCAAGGACAGUCAGCAAGUCCUAGAGAAGGCAACAUGGUGGUGGAAAUAGAGCCCAUCUCAGCCCAAAGGGUAAACUCUGUGCAACCAUACAAAGGAUUGAAGGAAUUAGAAACCUUGAGAUUUGGAGCAAUCAACUGUGGAGUGUUUGAACCAGACUAUAGCCUGGAAUCAGACUUUCUUACAAACCCGAGGAUCCUCUUAGGGGAGAAGCCCUGUGUUUGCAGUGAUUGUGGGCGAGGCUUUAAAGACAGGUCAACCCUCAUCAGACACCAUCGGACCCAUUCAAUGGAGAAGCCUUAUGUGUGCAGUGAGUGUGGCCGAGGCUUUAGCCAGAAGUCCAACCUCAGCAGACACCAGAGAACACAUUCAGAAGAGAAGCCUUAUAUGUGCAGAGAGUGUGGGCAAAGCUUUAGAAAUAAGUCCAACCUCGAUAGACAUCAGUGGACUCACUCGGGAGAGAAGCCCUAUGUUUGCAGCGAGUGUGGGCGAGGCUUUAGCGAGAAGUCAUCCUUCGUCAGACACCAGAGGACACACUCAGGUGAGAAACCCUACGUUUGCCUGGAGUGUGGACGAGGCUUUAGUGAUAAGUCAACCCUCAGAAAACACCAGAGGACACACUCAGGGAAGAAGCCUUAUGUUUGUAGGGAGUGUGGGCGAGGCUUUAGCCAGAACUCAGACCUCAUCAAACACCAGAGAACACACUCGGAUGACAAGCCUUAUAUUUGCAGAGAAUGUGGGCGAGGCUUUUGUGACAAAUCAACCCUCGUCAUACAUGAGCGGACACACUCGGGAGAGAAGCCUUACAUGUGCAAUGAGUGUGGCCGAGGCUUUAACCGGAGAUCACUCCUCCUUGUCCACCAGAGGACACACUCAGGGGAGAAGCACUAUGUUUGCAGGGAGUGUGGGCGAGGCUUUAGCCAGAAGUCAAAUCUCAUCAGACACCAGAGGACACACUCAGAUGACAAGCCUUAUGUUUGUAGGGAGUGUGGGCGAGGCUUUUGUGACAAAUCAACCCUUAUUGUGCAUGAGAGGACACAUUCAGGAGAGAAGCCUUAUGUAUGCAGUCAGUGUGGCCGAGGUUUUAGCCAGGGAUCUCGCCUCCUCGUCCACCUGAGGACACACUCAGGGGAGAAGCACUAUGUUUGCAGGGCGUGUGGGCGAGGCUUUGCCCACAAGUCAAAUCUCAUCAGACACCAGAGGACACACUCAGAUGACAAGCCUUACAUUUGUAGGGAGUGUGGGCGAGGCUUUUGUGACAAGUCGACCCUCAUUGUGCAUGAGAGGACACACUCAGGAGAGAAGCCUUACGUGUGCAGUGAGUGUGGCCGAAGCUUUAGCCAGAGGUCACGUCUCCUUGUCCACCAGAGGAUGCACUCAGGGGAGAAGCACUAUGUUUGCAGGGAGUGUGGGCGAGGCUUUGGCCACAAGUCAAAUCUCAUCAGACACCAGAAGACACACUGA
This is a messenger RNA of Propithecus coquereli (Coquerel's sifaka), 2196 nucleotides long. RefSeq names its product zinc finger protein 343 (gene ZNF343). The record is from RefSeq and is a predicted model, not a curated record. Gene Ontology annotation, molecular function: RNA polymerase II cis-regulatory region sequence-specific DNA binding; DNA-binding transcription factor activity. Lineage: Eukaryota; Metazoa; Chordata; Mammalia; Primates; Indriidae. The transcript is spliced from 5 exons. Bases 85 to 2196 code for a protein of 703 amino acids. Gene Ontology annotation, biological process: regulation of transcription by RNA polymerase II.